AUGGCGGCCUCGACUGCAAAGCCCGCAGAGACAUCGUCUAGUGCUCCUGCAUUGCGAUCGGCGCGAAAGCAUGAGGAUAAGGAGCGAGCCUCAUACGCUAGACUGGCCUUCGUCAGAUCUUGGGGACCCGGUCAGGAAGCUCGACUGAUCUUGUGCGAAACGGUUGCGUCAUCGAUUGACUUCAUCGCGUCCAUGCCAAUCAGUGUCAAGCCAAAUUCCCGAUGGCCAAGCUGCAACGCUGACGGCCAGCAUCUGGUACCCAUGGCACGUGCGCAGUCAUCGUCCCGGCUCAAGUUGCAGAGCACCUUGGGGAAGUCAGGCAAGUGGCGUGUACUCUUCGUGAAUUUGCAAGUGCGUAGGAGAGGCGGGUGCGGAGUACUCGAUGUGAUCGGGAGCAAGGUGAACGUGGAGGAGACACGUACGGUCAACAAUCUCGGUUGCUGGCCUUUGGCCUUUCGCGAUCACCGACGUNAGUGCGUCAAUCGCGCGCCUUCGGAGCAGGCGCAGACCGUCUUCGCGAGCCCUCUGCGUACACUUGCGCACCAAGCAACUCGAGUCAUGCCGCACGAAAGGAGCUACACCGCUCCUGCUGGCGAGUGGAGCGACAAAUCAUCUCACUCGCAGACCUCUAUCAACAACGAUGAUGACGAGUCACAUCAUGGCGCAAGCAAUACUAAAUCCAACGAUCCCGUCAACCUCGCCUGGGAAAACGUAGAGAGCUGGACGGAGCGACAUCGACUCGAUAGACUGAAGGUCAAAGCGCUUGACAAGAGCAUACGCAGCCGCGCAGAGCUACUUGCCGAAGCUGAGAACGAUCGCACCGCUGCCCUGAUCGACCAAACUCGGUCGGCCGAAGAGCUCGCGCAGGCCUGGGACAAGGUCAGAUCACUGACAGCUGCGUCUUUAGCGGUGCGCCUUGUUCCGCUUCCACGGAGAGGAGGUAUCGAAGAAGCCGAGCAUCUGGGCCAGAAGCGCGUAAGGUCUGAAUCUGUGCAGGAACCGCUCGAAACUAUUCCAGAACCGAUACCGGAAUUGAUCUCAGCCAGCACAAGUACUGCUGCGGUCGUGAUCAAAGCCGUCGAGCCCAAAGAGAAGCAUUCAAAUGAUCAGGGCCGCAUACUUAUCGAGAGAUUACCCCUGCCGCCGCGCGAUUACGCCGCGCUCGAAGGACAAGCUCGCACAACGCGCAGCAAGCCAGCAAUUGCAACUCGUAUCAAUCUAGUUCCGGACCCAAUUGCUCCAGAAGAUCCAACAGAUCAAGUUCCCGAAAGCAAGAGACUCAAGAGAAGUACGGCCGUCGCGAGCAGUGCCGUUGCCGCGCAAGAGCUCUCAAACGAGCAGUGGCAACAGAUUCAUUGCUUCUUCUGCGCUAAGGUGACAGCAUGCCUCACGUACCCUUAUGAAGAUGGUAGCGAGGCGGCGAUUUGCUUCAACUGCACCUACUCGAAAACAGACAGAGGCUUCGGCAAUAGAGUCAAAGAUGCAAGUCGAGUCGAGGCACAAUGCGCUGCGCUUGCAGCGAAGCUUUCUGAGCUCACCCCUGGACAGCCGGCAAAGCCAGAGCAACUCAUUCACGAGCUCCGUAAAGACGCGAUGCAGAGGAUCUUAUCCCUCCAUCACGUUUCGGCUAUGCUGUACCAAAUCGCCAUUUGCGCACCUCGCAAUUCUGUCACUGCUAUGGCGACUGCAGAACUGAAAGCAAUGGUCUUUGACUAUGUCUUUGCCGAUCCAAGUUUCACAACAACUCGCUUCGAAGCAUUCAGGGCGAUCAGAGGCUGUACCCUCUGGUGUCCAAAGACUGCCACUGAGGCCAAGCUAAGACACCUAGUCAAAGCUGCAGAGCUUACACAGAGAGCGUACGAAGGCUUCAUGAUGCCCAAGCUGAAGACGCCCAUCUCUGCUGCCACCAAAAGUCGCUACAUCAAGUGGUGGGACACGAUCCUGCUCGUGCAUACAGUGCAACCAAAUAUUAGCUUCGACAAGCUCUACGACGCCUUUGUUGAGAUCACGCACACGGAUUAG
Molecule: messenger RNA, 2022 nt
Organism: Mixia osmundae IAM 14324
Lineage: Eukaryota; Fungi; Basidiomycota; Mixiomycetes; Mixiales; Mixiaceae
Exons: 8
Coding region: 1-2022 (673 amino acids)
Source: RefSeq, a predicted model, not a curated record